This is a messenger RNA of Anneissia japonica, 2226 nucleotides long. RefSeq names its product proprotein convertase subtilisin/kexin type 7-like. Gene Ontology annotation, molecular function: serine-type endopeptidase activity. Gene Ontology annotation, biological process: protein processing. Gene Ontology annotation, cellular component: trans-Golgi network; Golgi membrane. The record is from RefSeq and is a predicted model, not a curated record. The transcript has 13 exons. NCBI's taxonomy places the organism in Eukaryota, Metazoa, Echinodermata, Crinoidea, Comatulida, Comatulidae. Bases 334 to 2226 code for a protein of 630 amino acids.
AUCAGUCACAUCUAUAAUAAGGACAGAUAUUCUCUAGACCGUGUCAGUCAUUAAGUUGUAUGUUGUUUCUGAAAGCAAUAUUUUGUUUGAACCAAGGGAUUUGCUCUGUAAUCAACAUAUUUAAUUUUAUUACUGUGUUCUCAUUGUUGGACUUAAAAUGACUGUAUCAAACAUGAUUAACAAAAUGUUGUGUUAAUGUGAAGCGGGAUGUGACCUCCAUCUUGUAAUCCAUACACACUGACGUUGGUCUACUUUGCUGGGGCUUAAUCAAACUGCCCUGUGAGGGUGCUGUCCUGUUGAGGUCUGGCAGCCAGCUGACUAAGGGUUGCCAAAAUGACAUCAGUAUUAAAAUCGACAUGUUUUCUACAAUGUCAGUAUCUUCCAACUCGUAACCAAGCGUAUUUCUUAAUAUAUGUAUGGCUGCUCCAAGUGCACAUAAUCAAAGGAGUAUUUUUGAAUUAUGUUCCUGAACAAGGUGCAAUAGAGGUCACAGAAGAUGACCUAGAGGAGUUCCAAGAACAAGAAGUACUUUCGUGGGCCGUUAAAAUCAAAGGAAAUGCGCACCGCAAAGAACAAAAUAGAACUGACUUGGACGAAAAAGCAGAAUUGAUUUCAUUAGAUACAGGAUUACUUAAUUACGGCCAAGUCGGCGAACUUGCCGAACAUUAUUUAUUUGUGCACGAAAACUAUAACCAGUCUUUGAAUCGUUCUCUUGAUUCUGAGCAGACGGCCGUUAUACGUGCUGAAGUUGAGCAAGCGUUACAGGAACACGAAGAGAUAUUAUGGUUUAUACAACAAGCUAUACGUAAAAGAACUAAAAGAGAAUUCCAUGAUCCGGGCUAUGUACGGCAAUGGCAUCUGCACAAUCACCGAUACCCAGAAAUGGAUAUAAAUGUUACUAAAUUAUGGGAGUACAAUAUAACCGGAAUUGGGGUUGUGAUUGCUGUUAUAGAUGAUGGCUUAGAAUGGAGUAAUCCAGAUAUAGAACCUAAUUAUUGUCCUGAAGGAAGUUGGGAUCUGAAUUCAAACGAUGCAGAUCCGUCACCUGAGUCCUCUGAUGAUGGGACAAAGAACCGUCAUGGAACGCGCUGCGCCGGAGAAAUUGCAGCCGCCGCAAAUGACUUCUGUGCAGUAGGAGUUGCAUUUAAUUCUCGCAUUUCAGGUGUCAGGUUAUUAGAUGGACCGAUGACUGACAGUCUGGAAGCCACAGCGUUUAACAAAUUUAUGCAGACUAAUGAUAUAUACAGCUGUAGUUGGGGUCCAGAUGAUGAUGGCAAAACCAUUGAUGGUCCGCAUCCAUUAGCUCAGACUGCCCUCAAGCAUGGAGUCUCUGUUGGCAGAAAGGGAUACGGUUCGAUAUUUGUAGUGGCAAGCGGGAAUGGCGGCAAGAACAAAGAUAACUGUAAUUUUGACGGCUAUGCUAAUUCCAUAUAUACUGUUACAAUUGGUGCUAUUGAUGAGAGGGGUCGCAUGCCAUAUUACGCAGAGGAAUGUGCGGCUAUGCUUGCUGUCACGUUUAGCAGCGGAAGUGGAAAUCUCAGGAGCAUAGUUACCACUGAUUGGACAUCUGCUCAGGGGAAUGGCUGUACAAACGCACACACUGGAACGUCAGCUGCUGCACCCCUGGCUGCCGGAAUUAUUGGCUUAAUGUUGCAAGCUAGGCAUUGCCUCACAUGGCGAGAUAUUCAACACAUUAUAGUCUUUACAUCAGUGAAGGUUGAUGAGGCAAAUGCAGAUUGGUUCAUCAAUCGAGCUGGUUUUCAUCAUUCCCACAAACACGGCUUCGGGCUACUCAAUGCCUGGCGUCUAGUAAAUGCUGCACGGGUCUGGCCACCCGUCCCCUGGAUGACAGCUAUCUCUUCCUCUUCGCAACGUGUUAACAUCAAAAUCCCCGCAAAAGGGAAAGUAACACAGACAUAUCUUGUGAGUCAAUCAGAUGCGGAAAAAGAGGAAUGUGCAACUGUGGAGCAUGUGGUUGUCACGGUUACCAUUUCACAUAAGAAGAGGGGUGAUCUAGAGAUGGUGUUAUUUUGUCCAACUGGAACCAAGUCAGUUAUUGGUGCUAGAAGAAUUAAAGAUCUUUCCAGUGAUGGUUUUAAAGACUGGAGUUUUUCAACAGUAAGGUGUUGGGGUGAAAAACCAUUUGGAGCUGUUUUUUUCUGUAGUAAAAAGGCUGCAGGGCUCAAAUGCAAUUUGAAUGGAUUAAUUCAAUCUUAUGUGGAAUAA